UUGGAGGGGAGGUGAGGUGCGUGUGUUUCUCCUCGUAUUUACUCCCUGUUUACCUUCCCCGUGAGUUUUUUUUGAGGAUGUUCUGUGCAUUCUUUCUCGUGCGUGCGUGUGCAUGUUGGUGGAGGGGAUUGAUUGUGGUGUAGGUGAGGGCGCUGUGGAGUGUGGUGGCUGUGUGUGGGGCGAGAACAGAUGAAAGCGAAAGGCAAGGAAAUUUUGACAGGGAUAAGGACGAAAUACACAGCAGGCAAUGUUAGCAUACAAGGAGCUCCGUGAGGUGGACGAGGACGAGUGCUGUGUCAACGAGGAGGGUUGUUUGCCCCCCUUCACCACCCCACAGGUGUAAGAGGGAACAGGAAAGAAGGAAAGGAAAAAAAACAAAGAGAAGAAGAAAAAAAAAUCAAGGACUAAGACACACACACACACACACACACACACACACACACACACACACACACACACACACACACACACACACACACACACACACACACACCAUGUCCAAGCCACCAUCAGACAAGCUGCCGACCUUUAAGCUGGUGGUGGUCGGUGAUGGUGGUGUUGGCAAGUCAGCACUCACCAUUCAGUUCUUCCAGCGUCUCUUUGUCACUGACUACGACCCGACUAUUGAGGACUCGUACAUACAACACACAGAGGUGGAUGCCCAGUGGUGUAUUCUGGAUGUUCUGGACACAGCCGGGCAGGAGGAGUUCAGUGCCAUGAGGGAGCAGUACAUGAGGAAAGGUGAUGGUUUCAUGCUGGUCUAUUCAGUGACAGACAAACAGAGCUAUGAAAACAUUCCACACUUCUACACCCAGAUACUGCGUGUCAAGGAUAGGGACUCGUACCCGAUGCUGCUGGUGGCAAACAAGGUGGACCUGGUGCACCUCCGCCAGGUCAGUGAGGAGAUGGGGCGCGACCUGGCUCAGCGCCUCUCCAUCUCCUACAUCGAGACCAGUGCCAAGGACCCACCCCUCAAUGUAGACAAGGCUUUCCAUGAGGUGGUGAGAAUCAUCCGAGAUGCGCCACCAGUGGAUGGACCAAAGAAGGGAAAAGCGAAGCCGAACUGUGUCAUCAUGUAGACUCACUACCACCACCACCUCCAGGAAGGAAGGAACUCAACACUACCAUACAAGUCAAAAGAAGAGAGGCAGUGUGGCUGAAAUGACCCCAUGAAAUUCUUCUCCCUUCCAGUUCAUUGUUGAAUGAGGAGGUGAAGUGAAGUGAGGUGAGGUGAUGAUGUAGUGUUGCUUUGUUGAGUAAGGGGUGGACAUGAGGUGGUUCCAAUGCUGAGCUGCUAAGAUGCAUAUCAGGAUCAUGUCAUUAUUUAUUUAUUUAUUCAUUUAUUUAUUUAUAUUAUAUUUAUUAGUUGUCAAGUCAGUUUCUUCUGCUAUAUAACUAUUAUCCAUUAUUAUUAUCAUUAUUAUUAUUAUUAUUAUUAUUAUUAUUAUUAUUAUUAUUAUUAUUAUUAUUAUUAUUAUUAUUAUUAUUAUCAAGCUUUUAUGGUCAUGUCAUAUUUUUUUCAUCAUCAUUAUUAUUUGCAGCUUAAAUUACAUGUGAGUUUCUUCAGCUUUCAUUAGGUAUGUCAUUUCAUUAUUAUUAUUAUUAUUAUUAUUAUUAUUAUUAUUAUUAUUAUUAUUAUUAUUAUUAUUAUUUUUAUUAUUAUUAUUAUCAUCAUCAUCAUUAUUAUUAUUAAUACUACUAUUAUUAUUAUUGGCAGCUUUAAAGUUACAUGUUUUUUUUUUUUCAUAAUUACCAAGUUUUAUAAUGUAUUCAAGUUCCAGCGUUAUAUUAGUAUCUUCAUGAUAUUCUGUACUCUCAGCUUUAAUGAUUCACUCUUGAAAACCAAAUGAAUGCCAAAGAUAUUGUUGUUCCUAGAUGUCAUUCAUUUGUGAUAAUAAUUUUGUCAUUGUGUCAAGGUACCAUACUUGGAAAGACUUCUCUCCGCACCCCAAUGACUUUCAAAAUGCUCUAGUUCAAGUGACAAGUUUUUAAGGCUGUUUUGUGGUUCUAAUGUCAAAUUAAUAAGAUUUGUACAUUAUUAACUGUUGAAACACUCUUGAGAACCUGGUAAUCAUUGCUGCGGCCUUUGAAUUAUUGUGGUGAGAAAGCAAGUGUCUCUACAUACAGACCGUGGUCAUGUCUUUUCAUCUGUUCUGUAAUGUAUGCAUCACAUUUAUUACUUUCUGUGGUAUCUUACAAUUAACUUUUUCUUCAUCUUAUUCAUCUCAUAACAUACAUCAUCUUUCUCAUGUAGAAGUUUGCCAGUUAUUCAUUUGUAAGUGUGGUGGUUUAUGAUUCAUUCCUUUCAUUCUUCAUUAUGGUACUCAAAUAGUCUUUCUUCUGUCAUGUGUCUCUGAGUCUUUCAUUUCUAGUCAAGGUCUUCACUCUGUAAUGUGUGUCUGUGAGUCCUUCAUUUCUGGCUAAGGUCUACAUUUGUCUUAAUUUUAAAGCAUAAUUAUGUAUUCUGUGUCCUUCUGUCAUGUGUCUCUGAGUCUUUCAUUUCUGACUAAGGUCUUCAUUUGUCUUAUUUUUAAAAGAUAAUUAUUUAUCCUUUGUUCUGACUUGAUCUAUCAAAUUUUACUUAGAUGAUUUAAUUACUUGCAUUGAAAUCCAUGUGUCAUUCAUCACUCUACUCACUCACUUUGCCCAGAUUAUUAUUAUUAUUAUUAUUAUUAUUAUUAUUAUUAUUAUUAUUAUUAUUAUUAUUAUUAUUAUUAUUAUUAUUAUUAUUGGCCAAGGGCUGUGUUUCUUUCUACUAUUAACAUUAUUGAGAGUACUAAUUCAUACUCUGAGCCUCUUUAAAGAUGGUUUGUACAUUGUGUUAUUGUUAUUAUUGAUAUUCUGUGUACCUUUUCUGUGUACUGCCAAAGGUUUAUGAGAAAAUAAGGGAAGAUGCAGGAAGCCACCAUGCAUACAUAAUUGUGAUACUCCUGCAUAAAACACACCUAACAAUUUCCACUUGUCAUUUUAAUCUGUAAAUUUGUAUAAUCCUUUAAAAUUCCAAAAUGACUCUGCACUAACAACCUGAUUACUGUGUUCCGUUCACCUACUACUCUACUUGAGAACUUAUUCCUCCAUAUCUGUUUUUUAAAUCUAACUUUCUCAAGCUUGCAUUCAUUAUUUCUUGUCCUACCUUGAUUACUGACCCUGAGAAUUUCCUUGUGUAAUGAAGAGCAGGGUUGUGAUUGGUGGAGGCACAAGCAGUUGUCUGAUAGCAUUUGUUUGCCUGGAGUGUUUUUUUAUCAGACAUCACUUGUUUAGACAACAUUAUCCUAUUGGUUUCUGUUAUUCAAGCACAAAAUCUUUACCUGUGGUUCAAAUUCCUGCACAAUUGUCCCAGAGUUCUAUAUCUGUGAUUGGAUUGCUUUAUGAUGUCAAAUUGCAUCUCACAAACCAGAAAUUGACGUACUUGCUUGUUUUAUGUUGGGAGAGCAAGUAAUUAAUUUUGACGUGAAAAUCAGUUAGUGUUUUUUGUAUAUGAAUUGUUUAGUCUAUUAAUUUACUCAAGUUACUACAUAGUGUUCUCACUAUAUCUUGCUUUUGUGAGGCUCGUUUUUUGUGGCACGUUGCCAGUUAGUGUGCUUGGUUAAGCUGCCUUGUUUUUAUUGGUCAGUUCAAACUGUUGUUGGCGUCACAUUGUGUUUCUUACUUAAGGAUAUUGGUUUUAUAAAAAUUCACUGAGAUGAAGCAACAUCAGCUUAAGAUCAGUGAUAAUUAAAGGUUGGAACAAAAUUAAGUUAAAAGUUGCAAUGAGGUCAGUUUUAGUUACAACUUAAAAAUUUCACUUAGAUUAGUCUCCACACAGGACAGACAGAUAGAGAUGUGGAUGGAUAUGUACAGGACUCAUGGGCAGCAGGGAGUGAGGCAGCCCACAGGUGCAGCAGGUAAUUAGGCUGCAUCAAGGGCUACAGAUUGCAGGUGUGGAGGUAGUCUGGUGUGAAAUUUGAGGCAGAUGUGAUUGGUCAGGUAUUUUUAACUUUUUAUUUGUGUCCUUGUGUCAUGGUAUCUCUCUCUCUCUCUCUCUCUCUCUCUCUCUCUCUCUCUCUCUCUCUCUCUCUCUCUCUCUCUCUCUCUCUCUCUCUCUCUCUCUCUCUCUCUCUCUCUCUCUCUCUCUCUCUCUCUCUCUCUCUCUCUCUCUGUUCCUGAUUAAUUUUGAGUGACAACUUUUAAUUCUUAUCAGAAAAUAAUAAUAACAACAACCUAACUCUCUUUUUGAAACUCUGCCUUUAUCACCAUGUUGGUCAGUGUGCUGGUAUUAAUCUGGCUUGUGUUGUUAUGGUUGUGUUAUGCUUUGCUCCCCUCCCUCUGUGUUGCUAUAAUGUUACAUUUUUUUGAUAAGUUGUAGAGUAUGUGUGUGUGUGUGUGUGUGUGUGUGUGUGUUUUGCAGUAGAUUGGUCAGUUGAUCCAUCAGUUAGUUGAUCAAUCAGUCACUCAGUCAGUCAGUCACAUGGCUACAAAACCAACAGUUAACCAGAAAAAAGUCAAUUGGUCAGUCAGUCAGUCAGUCAGUCAUGUCUACAAACAUUUGCCGUACACAAGAACACCUUUUUUUUAUCCGAUAAAUAAAAAAAAAACAAAAAAACCUAAAAGGCGAUGAUUUCAGGAACUAAACUUAUAAAUUAUGAAAAUAUUUGCUUUCAUUUGUUUAAAAAAUGUGUACUUGUGAUUAAUUCUGUGUGUGUGUGUGUGGGUGUACCUAAGCUCCCUUCUCCCUCACCCCCCUUAUCCCCUCAUGAUUCCCCCCUGAGUAGGUGUAAGGGGGGAAUAGGUGGGUUGUUGAGGGCUGGGUGUACACCUGUAUACACACUGAUUGUGAAUGUGUACAUUGUAUGUGUGUGUGUGUGUGUGUGUGUGUGUGUGAUAAAAUUAUUUAUAACAUGAAAAGAUUAUUGCUGUAAUUUUUAUUAUUGUUAUUGUUAUUAUUAUUGUUAUUGUAAAUCAAAAUAAGGAAAAGUACUCAGAUUUCUUCAAUUAUUGUUAUAGUAUGAGAAAUGAUAAUUAUCUUUCCAUCAUCAUAAUAAUCUUUACCCACAAUUAUUACUCCAUUUUUUCCCUGGAGAUUAAUAUUUCAUCCUUGUCAUGCUAUUUUCUUUUUUCAUUGCUACAAAAAUUCUUACUGUUUCCCCAAAGGAGGUAUUUGGAGUAAUGCCCCCCUGUGUGUAAUCUACCUGGCUUUCCCCCUCCCAGGCCAUCUUCUCCCCCCUCUUGGUCUGUGAGGGGGCCUUCCAGGUGGGUGUCACUCCACUACACAUCCUGGCGGAGGCAUGGCAAAAAUUGGUUGUUUUUUGAGCAGCAAAUGCAGGAGUUUUGAAUCAUGAUUGUUUAUACUUGUACUGAUGUGUUGUGCUGCUGCUGCUGCUGCUGCUGCUGCUGCCGCCAGGCUGUGCUAGGCUAGGAUAGAAUAGUCUUUGCUGUGUGUGUGUGUGUGUGUGUGUGCGUGUGUGUGUGUGUGUGUGUACACACCCAUGGUCUCUACUAUUAGUGCAGAGGUGGUUGUGUAUGUCUGUAUGUACUUGUAUUGUUGUCAUGCACACCAUGUACUAUUUCUGAUGCUAUGAAUACUACUAUUACUACAACUACUACUAUUAAUAGUCUUGUCAAUAUAUGUCCAGGUUAAAUACAUACGUGUGAAUAUAUGUCUGUGUAACACUUCUACGGUUAUGUACGUAUUGAUGUAUACAUGUGAUGUACACACUUACACACUAAUUGUACAAACUGUCUUUAGAAACUGUGAGGGUGAACACUCUCUCCUUAUGUGUACUUAUGUGUACUGAUGUGUGUACAAGUGUGUGUGUGUGUGUGUGUAUGUGUGUGUGUGGAGGCAGGGCUGUGUAGGUCUAUGAGUGCCUCUGCCAAUGGUCACUACAUCCAUGUGUGCAUCUUGCUGCGGCUGCUUUACUUACAUGCUCAGAAAACUUGCAUGAAGUUUGUGUGCGCGUAAAGACCCAGUGGUGAUGACACUGUGUGUGUGUGUGUGUGUGUGUGUGUGUGUGUGGUGUGUGUGUGUGUGUGUGUGUGUGUGUGUGCGCGCACACACGCACACGCACUGGCAUUGGUGACAGUCUGGGUGUGACAAGUGGCACUGGUGAUGACAAGAUGUGGUGGUGUAUGUGGUGAUGUGGUGUGGUGUGGUUUGGUGAAGUGUGGUGCAAGAAGUGAAGAAAGUAAGGGAUGCUGCAAAAUGGUGUGUGACAGUGUGGUAGAGAGUGGUGUGUGGCGUGUGGUGGAGAGUGUGGUGUAUGGCGUGUGGCAGGGUGGGUGCGGUGAAAGGAAGUGAAUGUGGAACCUCUCACAGCCACACGUUCCUGUGUCUGCUGACAUUAUUACAUUAUUGCCAUAGUGUUAAUUAAUGAUCAGCUAACCUCAACAACAACAAGUUGUGAGGAACAAGGAACAAGUUGUGAUAUUUUAUUGUUCUCAUUAUCAUCAUUAUUUGCCAUUGAUGUAAAGAAAUGGCUUACUAUUACUAUUAUUUUUAUUGUUCUUGUUCGGUUCUCAUCAGAAUUUCUUCCCAUGUGAAUCUGUGUACAAAUUUUUUGUAUGUAUCUGUGUGUACACAAUAUCAUGCAUGCAUCACCCAGGCCAGUGUGCACGUGGGACUGUCAUCUGUGCCUUGUGUAUGUAAGGACGUGUAUGCUCUCGAGGUGUGUACAUGGGUGGAGGGGUUUGUGUACACCACUGCUGCUACCACACCUGCUAGCCCUACGUGGCACUGUGGUGGUGAUGGUGGUGGUGGCAGCACUCAUACCUUCUCUCUAAAGUGUGGUGGUAGAUGAUGUACUACUACUACUACUACUACUACUACUACUACUACUACUACUAUUACUUUUCUUCUGCAACUGACUACUUAGCUCUUACCACCAUUGCUAGCACCAUCACCACUACUUUUACUAAUGCUGCUAUUCCCACUGUCUAAUGUGCCACACCAGAGAGAGAGAGAGAGAGAAGAGAGAGAGAGGAGCAAAUUAAAGAUGGAUAUAGUG
This is a messenger RNA of Scylla paramamosain (green mud crab), 6983 nucleotides long. RefSeq names its product ras-related protein M-Ras-like. The record is from RefSeq and is a predicted model, not a curated record. Lineage: Eukaryota; Metazoa; Arthropoda; Malacostraca; Decapoda; Portunidae. Gene Ontology annotation, cellular component: plasma membrane. Bases 495 to 1079 code for a protein of 194 amino acids. The transcript is spliced from 6 exons. Gene Ontology annotation, molecular function: GTP binding; GDP binding; GTPase activity. Gene Ontology annotation, biological process: Ras protein signal transduction.